Messenger RNA from Aspergillus affinis, 948 nucleotides. Its product is annotated as NAD(P)-binding protein. Lineage: Eukaryota; Fungi; Ascomycota; Eurotiomycetes; Eurotiales; Aspergillaceae. The record is from RefSeq and is a predicted model, not a curated record. The transcript is spliced from 4 exons. The coding region runs from base 1 to 948 and encodes 315 amino acids.
AUGUCUACCGAGAACAAGCAACCCCAGGUCAUCGCCAUUGCAGGAGGAGCCGGCAAUCUCGGUCGAUACCUCGUGGAGGAAUUGUUAAAGGAUGAUCGGUUCACCGUCGUCGUGUUGACUCGACAGGACCCUCCCACCCCAACCUCCCCCAACCUGACCUACCACCAAACCGACUACACCCUCCCCUCCCUAACCACCAUCCUCAGCACCACCAACGCCACAACCCUCAUCUCCACCCUCAACCCCCCAGAACACCUCUACCUCCCCCUCCACACAGCCCUCCUCUCCGCCUGCCUCGCCUCCCCGCUCUGCAAACGCCUCAUCCCCUCCGACUGGGCCGGCAACGUCGAAGACCACCCUCUCAGUCCCCGCGCGUACGGCCGCACCCGCGCCCCCUUCCGCGAGAUUCUAGCCCAGACGCCCGGCAUCACGUACACGAGCUUUAAUCUGGGGUGGUUUAUGGAUUAUUUUCUGCCGCCCGAGUACUCGUAUAUGGGGUUUUUGGAGGAUGAGUUUCCGGUUGAUCCGAGGGGGGAGAAAUGGUGUUAUGUGGUGAGGGGGAGUGGGGAGGAAGAGCAGUGUUGGACGCGGGCGAGGGAUGUGGCUAGGGGGGUGGUGAGGUUGUUGGGGGUGGACGAGUGGGAACCUGUCACAUAUAUUACUGGCCAGCGAGGUACAUUUAAUGAGAUGGUGAAGAUUCUAGAACGGUUCUAUGGCCGCCCCUUCACGACUACCCACCGCUCUCUUGAAGACAUCAACCAAUCGCUUGCGAACCCAAGCACCAAGCAUGAGUUGGCGAUCGCCGAGAUCGAAGAAUGGGGCGUCAGUGGCGCCACGGCGUGUCCUGCGGAGAAGACCCGGAGGCAGCAGAAGGAGUACUUCAAGGGGUUGGGGUUCUUGUCGCUGGAGGGGAUGUUGAUUAAAGCGAUGGAGGAGGGGAAGAUUUAA